GGCAGAUGCCCGCAGGCUGCCAGCAUUGCACCCUGGCCUAAGCGCCACCCUCUCCCUGCCCAUCUUUCGCCACUCUUGGGCCAGCUGUCAGCUGUCCCCAGGGCCGCACUGACAGCUCAGGUGGGACCUCUCCCGGCAGUGAAUCCCAAGGCUGGGAGGGAUUUCCGGGCCUGGAGGAAGAUAUUUUGGGACAAGGGCCUUUCCAGAACUCGUGAAAUCACGCACCCUCCCGAAGCCCCACUGGGACCCUGGCAAAAGCUCCUUCUCCGGCAUCCUGGGUUGCUUGGGGUUCAGUCCACACCUCAAGGUUUGUCUGGGGCCAGCAGCCUCACUGCAGUGGUGACGGAGGGAGCCGUCGGCGACCAUGGCCUCGCGCAUCGGGCUGCGUAUGCAGCUCAUGCGGGAGCAGGCGCAGCAGGAGGAGCAGCGCGAGCGGAGGCAGCAGGCGGCCGUGGUCCAGUUCCUGCAGCAGCAGCAGCAGCAGCUUGGGGCCCCGCCCUCGCCUGCCAUCAGCACCCCUGUGCCCUUCCGGCCGCCGCCGCCCGUGCCUGGUGAGGUGCUCAAGGUGCAGUCCUAUCUGGAGAACCCAACCUCCUACCACCUGCAGCAGUCCCAGCAUCAGAAGGUGCGCGAGUACCUGUCUGAGACCUACGGGAACAAGUUCGCAGCCCGGGUCAGCCCAGCCCAGGGCUCCCCGAAGCCCCCACCUGCCGCCUCUCCCGGGGUGCAUGCGGGGCAUGUGCUGUCCACCUCAGCUGGCAACAGCGCGCCCAACAGCCCCAUGGCCAUGCUCCACAUAGGUUCCAACCCUGACAAGGAGUUUGACGAUGUGAUUGACAACAUCAUGCGCCUGGACAACGUGCUGGGCUACAUGAACCCCGAGCUCCAGAUGCCCAACACGCUGCCCCUGUCCAGCAGCCACCUGAAUGUGUACAGCAGUGACCCCCAGGUCACAGCCUCCCUGGUGGGGGUCACCAGCAGCUCCUGCCCUGCCGACCUGACCCAGAAGCAGGAACUCACAGAUGCUGAAAGCCGGGCACUGGCCAAGGAGCGGCAGAAGAAGGACAAUCACAACCUCAUUGAAAGGAGGCGGAGGUUCAACAUCAAUGACCGCAUCAAGGAAUUAGGAAUGCUGAUCCCCAAGGCCAACGACCUGGAUGUGCGCUGGAACAAGGGUACCAUCCUGAAGGCAUCUGUGGACUACAUCCGGAGGAUGCAGAAGGACCUGCAGAAGUCUCGAGAACUGGAGAGCCACUCUAGGCGCCUGGAGAUGACCAACAAGCAGCUCUGGCUGCGCAUCCAGGAGCUAGAGAUGCAGGCGCGGGUGCACGGCCUUCCCACCACCUCGCCAUCGGGCGUGAACAUGGCUGAGCUGGCCCAGCAGGUGGUGAAGCAGGAGCUGCCCGGAGAGGAGGCCCCGGGGGAGACGCUGAUGCUGGGGGCUGAGGUCCCUGAGCCCGAGCCGCUGCCAUCACUGCCCCCCCAGGCCCCGCUGCCCCCUCCCGCCGAACCCCCGUCCCCGUUCCACCACCUGGACUUUGGCCACAGCCUGAGCUUCGGGGAUGGGGGCGACGAGGGCCCUGCAGGCUACCCCGACCCCCUGGGGCCCGAGCACGGCUUCCCCAACCUGUCCAAAAAGGAUCUGGACCUCAUGUUCCUCGAUGACUCCCUGCUGCCGCUCGCCUCCGACCCCCUCUUCUCCACCAUGUCCCCCGAGGCCUCCAAGGCCAGCAGCCGCCGCAGCAGCUUCAGCAUGGAGGAGGGCGAUGUGCUGUGACGCCGGUGGCCCCCGCGCGAGGACGGGGUGGCCCCAGGCCGCACGUGCGUGUGAAGCCGUGCUCCCCGUGACUCCUCUGUGGACUGGGUGCGCGCCUGGCGGUCUGUGGGGUCCCGAGGCAGCACCCCUAGGGGCAAUCCUGUGGCUGGACUGGCUGUGAGCCGACUGCAGGGGCUGCGAGGAGACAGUGGCCUGGGCAUCAAGAGCCCUCACCCCACCCCUGUGCAGGGUGCUGGGUAGCAGGGGCUUUGGGGAGCUCCUGUGAGGCGGCACCUGCCCGGGGCCCUCAGCCUCGCUUUCUGGGGCUCCACAGUCACCCCGCAGGUGGGCACCUACCCACCUUUGGUGCUAACAGCUCUCCCCGUGGGGUGAGGGCGGUGUGGCCAGAAGAGAGGG
This is a messenger RNA of Octodon degus (degu), 2173 nucleotides long. It is a transcript of the gene Tfeb, whose product is annotated as transcription factor EB. Gene Ontology annotation, molecular function: DNA-binding transcription factor activity, RNA polymerase II-specific; protein dimerization activity; RNA polymerase II cis-regulatory region sequence-specific DNA binding. The record is from RefSeq and is a predicted model, not a curated record. Gene Ontology annotation, biological process: regulation of transcription by RNA polymerase II; humoral immune response; positive regulation of DNA-templated transcription. Bases 365 to 1777 code for a protein of 470 amino acids. Lineage: Eukaryota; Metazoa; Chordata; Mammalia; Rodentia; Octodontidae. Gene Ontology annotation, cellular component: nucleus. The transcript is spliced from 9 exons.